Messenger RNA from Nothobranchius furzeri (turquoise killifish), 4677 nucleotides. RefSeq names its product ninjurin-1. Gene Ontology annotation, cellular component: membrane. Gene Ontology annotation, biological process: cell adhesion; tissue regeneration. The record is from RefSeq and is a predicted model, not a curated record. Lineage: Eukaryota; Metazoa; Chordata; Actinopteri; Cyprinodontiformes; Nothobranchiidae.
AGAUAGAUAGAUAGAUAGAUAGAUAGAUAGAUAGAUAGAUAGAUAGAUAGAUAGAUAGAUAGAUAGAUAGAUAGAUAGAUAGAUAGAUAGAUAGAUAGAUAGAUAGAUAGAUAGAUAGAUAGAGGUGGCAUAGUUCUUCCAAAAAUAAUGACAUUAAGGAUUUUGUAACUAAAGAAAAUCUUCCAAACUAUCAGAAAUGUUAUUUUGGGAUUUGGAUGCAUUAAAUAGCUGACAUUUGUGUUGAAAAAUCUGUUCAACCAUUAAAUGAUCAUUUGCCUUCCGACGUUAGACAGUGAUAUUGUUAUAUGCACCAUUCAAUAAAUCUAUGAAUGAAAAAAGUUAUCUACAAAAUUUCCUGUUACUGUUAUUAAGGAAAUAAAGAUAAAACAUCCAUGCAGUGUAACCAUAACAGCUAUGCAGCUGUUGCUCUGUUAGAUUUAUGCAUGCAAGUACUGUCCUCCAUUUCUUUUCAACAGGGCACUUUGCUGCUCAGCUUCUCAGAGUAGCAGCACCAGCAGCGGCUUACUCAUGGAAAAAUGAUGAACGGCAACAGCAGUAGCAGAGGAAGUGGGGCUGAGUCACAUUCUUCUUUCGAGGCCACCCAUUCAGAUGGUUGGCCGGUCCGCCCGGCCCUUCUGAACAAGAACCACUACACCAAUAAAAAGAGUGCAGCUGAGAGCAUGCUGGAUGUGGCUCUGCUGAUGGCCAAUGCCUCCCAGCUCAAAGCCGUGCUGGAGCAGGGGCCUGACCCCACUGUCACCCUGAUCAGCCUCUCGCUCUGUCUGCAGGUCACAGUCAGGGUCCUGCUCAUCUUCAUAGCCCCCCCAGACAGCCUGGAUCGUAGCAAAUGGUGAUCCUGAUGUAACCCUCUAUUCGAUUGGCCUGGCUGUGUGCAGUCCUUGACUGCACUGAGUGGCUGCACCUAUGGGUGCAGAAUAAAAGCCUGCUUGGUGCAGCUUCUGAGGAGAUGAGACUGAUCAGGGAUCACCUUUGGGAGCUCUUGCCUGUGUGGCAUUUUAGUACGCUGGAACCUGAAUGAUGAGCAUAAACACUGGAAGCUGAACUCCAUGGAGAACCUGGCUACUGCCCUGGUUUUCAUCAUCAUGGUUGUCAACAUCUUCAUCACUGCACUUGGAGUCCAUCAGCCAAACGACAGAAACUGAUCAGGAGCACACACAGGCUCUGAGUUGCAUCUUUACUCUUUGCUUCCUGACAUCACCAGUGCAUGUUUGGCCUUUUCCUCUUCUGACCUCUCUAUCCCAGUCCCAAAUCUGACCCAGAUACACGCCGACCCCUCCAGACAGCCACAGAAGUGUCCCAACAGCAAACAAUUUAAACAAAAUCCAGCCAUUUACCAGAAAAAAGAGACUUUGUUCUUCAAACAGAGCCAGAGCAACAUGUGUGUUGCUCAAAACAACAAUGGUGACCCAAGCAUCGACCAGCCAAACUGAACACACUUCUGUUUGUACCUGCACCUAUGAUGCCUGAUUGAGACUUUUUAGUGGGUCUCCUGACCCUAAUCACCCAAUCAUCUCUGUCCCGUAGGUCUACCUAAAUCCCUCUGCUGUGAGCAGACAGGACUGGGUCUGUGCCUUGCUAGACUAGCAGCAGCUGGUGAAUCAGAGUCAACACAGCACGGCCCCUACAGAACUGCUUGUUAUAAUGGAAGCUCUAAUUAACCCGCGUUUCCGCUGUCACCAAAACCUCAAUUAGUAUUCAAGCCAGUGCCUGUUUUAUACACUUCACUGGCUGAAAUACACAACUACAAAAAUGAAAAGUAGAAAGAGUUUGACCUGAUUUUGAUACAUUAUCAGGUUAAAAUCUACGUGACAGAUAAUGGAUGUUGGUGCAACUGCCACAAUCUGACGUUAUUGGAUGACAAACCUACAUCCAGUCUUAACCUUUUCCUCCUCCUCCACUAUGACUGGUAACCGUGGAAACAGCAAGGGGCAGGUUGAUGAUGCAGACUGAUAGAUCAACAUUAGGCAUAUCUGAGGUGCCUGCUGCUUUAAUAAAGUGACUCUGUGAUGGUUUGAAGACCAGAAUAUGGUGAUCAACAACAAGUAUUCUGAAACAAGUUCAUCACUGGCCCUCUCUCACAAUAAUGUGGAUGCCAGUGCUAACGGUAGUGCCUCUUCCCCUUUUGCGCCAUCCUCCUUUUCUUUGUCAGUUUUGCAGGAUUCAAAUCAUUUAACAAGUGAUCAGUGUGUAAUACAGCAUUUUAACUCAUUCACUAAGUUUAUUUCUUAAUAUAAGAUCUCUGCUGCUGCUGAGUAUCACUGAUACCAACACCAAAACAUUUUCAACCAUCCUCAAGCCCCAUUGAUAGGCAGCAUGAGAAAGCAGUGCCCUCUAGUGUAUUUACUGAUGUUGUUCAGUCUGUUAUGAAUGUGUUAAAGUUCCAUGUUGACAGAGCAGAUUAAACAUUUGGUCUGAUAGAAUUCAGUUCAGAUAUCCUGUUUUACCCUGGAAUUAUUAUUCUAUAAUAUUCAGAUAUCUGUAAAUAAUUAGGCCAGUGUUCACCUGUGUGUCUCCUAAUAUGCAAACCCUGAAAACAUUUGUUUGUUCUUUAUUUAUGCAACAACAAAAAAAAGUUUGCAUUGAGAAAAUUAGUAAAAGACACUAAUAAAAACAGUGUAAUUUUUGCAACAAACCUGUGCUGUAUGUGGUAUUACAUGCAUUAAUAUGUGGAAAUUCAAAUACUUUUUUCCAGCUUUAACAUGCCAACACAAUCUGAGGACUCUGGUCAGAUCUGCAAUAGCUUACAUAAGAGCAUGAAAGCCAAUCUCCUAAAACAACCUUGAUUAAUCUCAGACUUUAAAGUGUGAGGAUCUGAAAGCAGCUCUGCACACAUUCAGGUAACUUUGCAAACAAAGGCAGGAGUGUCAGUUUUCAAUUAAUAUUUGCUUCUGGUGAGAAUGUCAGUAUGUCAGCAGAGCAGCAGCAGCAGAGCAGCAGGCUCUCAUUCAGCUGAGCUGGCUCAAUUAUCUACCUGAAAUAGUAGUUUUACCAGCCACCAGGCCCAGCUGACACACCACACUCAGGCUUUAGCCUCUACUCUGGCCAAUAGGCCCGGCCCGGGACAGGCAUCUCGGUGCCAGCCACCAGGCCUGGCCUCAAGGCUCCAGACUCGGUACCAGCAAUCACGCCUGGCACAGGAUCAAGUUUCUAAACUACAUCACCAAGACAGGCCCAGGCUAUAGCCUCAAUACCUGAUCCUGGUUCCAGGUUCAGCUGCCACGCCCGGCCCAGGCUCCAGCCUCAGCAGCAGCGGCGGCAGCAGCAGCAGAGCAGCAGGCUCCAUCCCUGGCUUUUGGGUCAAGAUGCCCUGGCUAAGGUUCCACUAUCAUCUGUUGAAUGUGUGGAAAAGAGGGAAGCAGGAAGAAGAAGAGAUCAAAAGAGUUGAAGCAAUAAGCUCCACUAUUGGUUUGGGUCCAGGCCUCAAGCAAGGCCUGAGUUUCACCACUGGGCCAAGACUCCACCAUCGGCAGCAAGCAACUCCCUAGAUCUCUAGGACCACGAUCAACCAUCAGCCUCUAACGUCCGCUGCACCUCCAGCCACGGGAAAAAAGCUUGUUAACCAAGCCCUGGCCUCUUCAUAAGCCACUGGCAAACCCAGGCUGAAGCUUCACUACCAGGCCCAGGCUCCAUGACCAGCUAGCAAGGUAGGCCUUGAUGUACCAUUGUUCAUCAGUUCUGAAACUGCCAUCUGCAAGGCUCUGAAGCUCUUCUAUAAUCAUGGUUACCAAGGAAGUAAAAAAAGACAUUGAAGAACUGAAGGCUGCCAUGAACAUGAUGGAUGUUUAAGCGCCUCUUGAUUUUUAUCUUGAGAGGCGCUAUAGAAAUCAUAUUUUCUUCUUCUUCUUUUUCUUACACUGCAUAUGUACUAUUGUAAAUGUUUUUUAAUGAUGUGGACCCCAGGAAGAAUAGACUUCACUAUGGUGAAGACUAAUGUGGAUCCUUAAAUAAACAAAUAAAUCUGACAUUUGUCUCACAAACAGCCUCCUUUUCAAAAUCACAGAUAAUGUGUGAUAUAAAAAACAGCAAAACAACCCUAGCUCAAGAGUAUUACCCAAAAAUAUAUUUCAUUCUAAAUAAGUUGUGUUGUGGUUUAAAUUAUAAACACAGCCACAAAAGGAAGAGGAAAAAAGUCACACAUAUGAGAGUUUGGAACUCUGUUUCUGGAGUCUCUGGUGCAAAGGUCAGUGCACCUGUUCUGUCCAACCUGAACCCAUGAUCGCAUGCAGACAGAGAUAAUCCUGAACCAACUGACUCAGACAGCAAACACUGAAAUUAGGAGGCAUCAAACUUUGAUUUAAGUCAACUUUAUUCACCAGAGCCUUCCCACUAUUGUGCAUACUUCAUAUUAGCACAAAAACUGUUCAAUGUGAAAGCACAAUGACUCAUCGUUCCCACUAGAUGGUGGUGUUGUGUUUCUAGGGAGAGAAACAAGUCUCAAAAGAUCUCGAAGUGCAUACAGUUUUUUCUUUUACACGCAGUUUUGAAAAUUGGUUUCAUGUUUUCAAUAUGUUAUCACAGGUGUCCAAACACCACACUCAAUUUGCAUAAUUCAUAGAUUGUUUGCAAGCCAGUUAAAACGUACACACUUCUGUCAAAAAUAUUUACACACAUUUGUGAUAUUGCUAUUACUUUUGAUUAAACCAACACAGUUCUCAA